AUGGAGCAUCAUGAUUUUUACAAGGGCCGCUCCUCCAAACAAGAGGCAAUAGCAGUUUCUGCAGUUGCUUUACAGGAUCAUAUAAUACACAGUCAUGAGCUCCAGCAUGUUUCGUUAGCAGAUCUUAAGUCAAGGACAAGAAAUACUCAGAACAUUUAUAAACCUGUGAACAAAGAAAUGGUCAGAGCAAUAGUAGGUACUGGACUAACAAAAAAGAUCACUCAGCACAAAAACAAGGAAGAUGCAGAAAAGGAGUAUGUUCUUGAUUUCAGUCCUCCACAGCUAACAUUGGGUCAAAAACUAGGCCUGGUUGAGCCUCCUUUCUUGCCGCUAACUGCUGAAGAUUGGGUAGAAAUAAGGCAGAGAUCCAUAGAGCACAGAGACUCCACGCAGCCGUGUGCAGUAUGCAGGGAAGAGUUUGCACUUCAGCCUCAGGUGCUGCUUUCAUGUUCCCAUGUGUUCCAUAAAGCAUGCCUGAAAGCCUUUGAAAAGCUUGCAGGUAAAAAGUCAUGUUCUAUGUGUAGAAAAGAGCAGUAUCAGACCAGACUAAUACAUGAUGGGGCACGUUUGUUUAAAAUAAAGUGCGCUGUUAGAAUCCAAGCUUCCCGGAGGGGACAUAAUGUUAGAAAAUGGUACAAAAACUUGAGAAAAACAAUGCCUCCUAAAGACAGCAAAUUAAGAAAGCAAUUCUUCGAGAAAAAGGUAUUUCAGCAGAUCAGUGAGUGCCUGUUGAGCUCUUACAACAUUAACCCAGGUGAAUUUUUUUCUGAGACAGACUAUUCUAUAGCUGCAAGUCAAGAUGUGUUUCAGCAGUUGGAAGGAAAAGAAAAAUUAGUAAGUGAAACUGACUGGGAGGAGAUCCAGGUCCAGGUUGAUUGGCUUUUGAUACUUGACUGUCCCAUCUGUAUCACACCACUCAGUCUUACAGUUCAUCCUGCCCGUCACUUUUCUGGUAACAGCAAGCAGUUUUCACAACAGAUCAUUCUGCUUUCUUGUUCACGCUUGUUUCAUCAUACCAGUCUUCAAGCAUUUGAAAACCUUUCCUUAGGAGAGCGUACUUGUCCUUUAUGUCGCUCAUCUUAUCAAAAGAAAAUCCUCAGAUGUUGA
Molecule: messenger RNA, 1107 nt
Organism: Apaloderma vittatum (bar-tailed trogon)
Lineage: Eukaryota; Metazoa; Chordata; Aves; Trogoniformes; Trogonidae
Gene: RNF32
Product: ring finger protein 32
Molecular function (GO): protein binding
Source: RefSeq, a predicted model, not a curated record